AUGUCCGUCCGACCAAGACGAGCAAUGUCACUCCCGGAUAGAGUCGGCUUUCCCAUCGGAAGUAGUCCAAAGAAUAUAACACCGAAGGAAGUCCUAUUGGAGAAAAGCAAGGUUCCCCAAGCAGUAAUACCGGAACCUAUCAAAAAACCUGACGAAGACGUCUGUGAGAUAACAGACACAAGUAUAGUUCGUGCACGUCCGAUAAUGCCGGCAGGACCUGUACCAUUAAAGGCUCCGUUCUACGCUCCAUUCCAUCCCGGUAGUGUCACGUAUAGUUUUGGACGAUCACCAAUCAAAUUCCGCUUCACUCCUGGGAAAUCUUCCAAUCUGUCCUUUGAAGAGUUUAAGCAAACACACCUCGGUCCCAAAAGGCCGGUAAGACGAAUCGAAUGUGUUGAUCUAGAUUCUGACCAGGAAGGAGAGAUGAUAACUGAAUCGCCGGCAACUAAACGGCAAAGAGUCGGACUCUCGCGCAGUAUACCAAUCUCCCGCGAAGUCAAGGGAGAAGAAGUUGGCAUAGCAAAUAGGGCAAUCUCCUCCGUCACAACGUUAGAGGUACGGCCUUCCACUACUGGACAUAUCAACCCACAACCAGAAAAAUACUCCGCCAACACGAUCGUAAAAUUGGCUGCAGCCCCUUCAUCCAAGGAGUCAACUUCAAUUUCAUCCCCUGAGAUGUACAAGAAAAUUCGCAACUGGCUUAUCCUGUACGUGAACGACCACACAGGUGCUUUUUCAGAAUCCUAUUGGGCCGCUUGCAAUCAAACCCUGAAGGAGGAAUUAGGUAUACCGGUCCAUAAAGACUUUCUGCAUAUCAUGUGGGACCAGAUCUGCAAGGCUUUGGCUGUCGCCGAGGCAAGAAAAAUGAGACAGGCUCUAAGUAUUAGCACUUCAAAGGUGAUAUCCCCAUAUUCUGCUGUCUUAUCACCGAAUAGCGGGUCUCAUCUUGUCAAGCAGAUUGAGAGUUCUUCUAUUAUUCAGCCUUCGGAAGUCAAUGCUCAGCAAUUGAAACGAAAGGCCAGCAGGGAACUUGACAUGGCCGACGAAGAGAGCAGAAGUUUUAAAUUUACUAAGCCCUCCCCCAAUCAUGAAGAGUCAGUCAACGUUAAAUCGGAGAGGGAUAUUCGAGAGAAGCUUUUUUUAACUCUGCUUUCCUCGUCCGGCAUAUCCCCUGCACCUCAAUCCCCGACCCCGGACCGUGCACCGCGCCCAGCACCGAAAGCAAUACAUAAGAAGCUGUUGACUUUCUUCUCUCAGUUCGACUACCCAUCCUCAAUCAUCGCCAUCGGGAGUGAGCUUACUAUAGACCAGGCACACUGGCUCGUUGCUUACGAGUUGACAAACUCGCCGCCCCAGACAGAACGGAAGCCGAAUGGGUACUGGAACACUACAACAAAUCUAUUCAACAGUCGUUUUUCCGUAAACAGAGAGAAAAAGUCUAUCACAGAGACGACGGCGCGUCUCAUGAGACACUUCCGAGAGGAUUCCAGGUAA
This is a messenger RNA of Morchella sextelata, 1494 nucleotides long. RefSeq lists its product as uncharacterized. The coding region runs from base 1 to 1494 and encodes 497 amino acids. Lineage: Eukaryota; Fungi; Ascomycota; Pezizomycetes; Pezizales; Morchellaceae. The transcript has a single exon. The record is from RefSeq and is a predicted model, not a curated record.